Branchiostoma floridae (Florida lancelet) is the source of this 9365-nucleotide messenger RNA. RefSeq lists its product as uncharacterized. Lineage: Eukaryota; Metazoa; Chordata; Leptocardii; Amphioxiformes; Branchiostomatidae. Bases 100 to 8727 code for a protein of 2875 amino acids. The transcript has 2 exons. The record is from RefSeq and is a predicted model, not a curated record.
GAAGCUCCCCCUCUUCCUCCCCCUGACUACUAUCUGUCGGGCGGCGACAAGUCGGACGACGAGACACCGAAGGCACAGGCACUGCCGCAGGAGGCUGCAAUGGUGUACGUUCCGCCGCAGUUCUUGGCUCGGUUUCAGAGCAAGGAAUUCAGACACGUAGAGUUCCACCCCUCCCCACGAAGCAGCGUCACCAGCAGUGUGGCGGGAAGUGAUGUCGGCAGUGUACAGUCCUCCCGCGCAACUUCGCCCACAGGCACCCCUCGAAGCUCUAGUCCUGUUGGCAGGGACCACACAAGCCAAGGGGUCCAAAGCACGGCCCUUGCAUCAGCCUUGCGUGAUGCUGCAGAGAGCAGGGACACAGCACAUGGCAUGAUGCAAACUCAAAGGGACAGUCUUGCCUUCCGACUGCAGUCCCAGGGGACGCAGCUGAAGCACUCCACCACCGUGAGGAGAAAGACGUCUACAGGGGAGACGGAAGACACGGCCGAGGCAUCACACAUGGUCGCCACAGUUCAGGCCGACAGAAUCCCGUCACCGCCGCCCCUGCCGUCCUUUGGCCUGGGUUUAUUAUCUGCACACCCAGUGUCGGCCAUGUCUCCUCUAUCACCGGUGCCCGGGCAUAUGCAGUCUGGCUCACCUGGAAAUGACAGCUUGUCCUUCCGGCUUCAGUCCCAGGCAACCAAGCUGAAACACUCCACCACUGUGAGGAGGAAGACGUGCACAGGGGAGACUGAUGAUACAGCAGAGGCAUCGCAAGUGGUCGCGGCUGUCCAGGCUGAGCGUAUCCCGACGCCGCCGCUACCGGCUUUUGGUCUCAGUGCACAUGCACAGAUAACGCCACCGGCUGCACUGGCAAUUCCCAGUUCUGCACCAACUAUGGGUCUGCUGUCACACCACCCUACUGCAUCAGGCUUGCCUAUGCCACAGCUUAGUGGAAUGACUCGUCCCGGCCUUACUGGAGGCACAGCCAUGCGCCAUACAUCUGCGUCAGCCAAGGUGACACAAAAGACGAGCGUCAAAAAGGGUGACGAAACUGUGGAAAACGUCGCAGAAGCCAGCCAAGCCAUGGCAACUACGGAAGUUGUGCAGAUCCCUCCGCCGCCGCCGCUCCCAACUCCGGAACUGCUGAGACGGCCAAGUCUUCCACGAGCCACGCCACACCUGAUGAUGCAUGGGGCAGGAUUCGGACGAGUCCCCUCGCCACCGGCUUUACCGCCUAUGGACCUACUGAUGGCCGGAAUAUCAGGUGGAUUUGGACGAGUCCCCUCGCCCCCGGCUUUACCGCCUAUGGACCUACUGAUAGCCGGAAUAUCAGGUGGAUUCGGACGAGUCCCCUCGCCCCCGGCUUUGCCGCCAAUGGAGCUAUUGAUGGCCGGAAUCUCAGGUGGUUUCGGACGGCCUCAGCCAAACAUGGCUCUACAGUUAGCAGGACCAUCGGCUCUGUCAGUGCCUCAGCCCUCACUUUUGUCCCAUGGCCAUGGACAAGGCGGUGGUACUUUUAUGCGGAGCACUACUGCUUCCAACAAAAUGACGCACAAGACUAAGGUCACAAAGGGCGAUGAAACGGUAGAAAAUGUGGCAGAGGCCAGCGAAACCGUUGGUACAAUAGAGGUUGGCCAUAUCCCUGAACCGCCACCACUCCCAACGCCAGAGCAGCUAAGGCGUCCAAGUCUUCUACCUGCGGCGCCACAGCUUAACAUGGCACUACAAAUGGCAGGUUCUUCGGCUCUAGCAACCCCUCAGUACCCGCCUUCUUUGAUAUAUCCAGGCCAUGGACACAGCGGUGGUACUUUUAUGAGGAGCACUACUGCUUCCAACAAAAUGACGCACAAGACUAAGGUCGCAAAGGGAGAUGAAACGGUAGAAAAUGUGGCAGAGGCCAGCAAAACCGUGGGUACAAUGGAGUUUGGCCAUAUCCCUGAGCCGCCACCACUCCCAACCCCAGAGCAGCUGAGGCGGCCAAGUCUUCCACGAGCCACGCCACACCUGAUGAUGCAUGGGGCAGGAUUCGGACGAGUCCCCUCGCCACCGGCUUUACCGCCUAUGGACCUACUGAUGGCCGGAAUAUCAGGUGGAUUCGGACGAGUCCCCUCGCCCCCGGCUUUACCGCCUAUGGACCUACUGAUGGCCGGAAUAUCAGGUGGAUUCGGACGAGUCCCCUCGCCCCCGGCUUUGCCGCCAAUGGAGCUAUUGAUGGCCGGAAUCUCAGGUGGUUUCGGACGGCCUCAGCCAAACAUGGCUCUACAGUUAGCAGGACCAUCGGCUCUGUCAGUGCCUCAGCCCUCACUUUUGUCCCAUGGCCAUGGACAAGGCGGUGGUACUUUUAUGAGGAGCACUACUGCUUCCAACAAAAUGACGCACAAGACUAAGGUCACAAAGGGCGAUGAAAUGAUAGAAAAUGUGGCAGAGGCCAGCGAAACCGUUGGUACAAUAGAGGUUGGCCAUAUCCCUGAACCGCCACCACUCCCAACGCCAGAGCAGCUGAGGCGGCCAAGUCUUCCACCUGCGGCACCACAGCUUAACAUGGCGCUACAAAUGGCAGGUUCUUCGGCUCUAGCAACCCCUCAGUACCCGCCUUCUUUGAUGUCUCCAGGCCAUGGACACGGCGGUGGUACUUUUAUGCGGAGCACUACUGCUUCCAACAAAAUGACGCACAAGACUAAGGUCACGAAGGGAGAUGAAACGGUAGAAAAUGUGGCAGAGGCCAGCGAAACCGUGGGUACAAUGGAGUUUGGCCAUAUCCCUGAGCCGCCACCACUCCCAACCCCAGAGCAGCUGAGGCGCCCAAGUCUUCCACAAGCCACGCCAAACCUAAUGAUGCAUGGGGCAGGAUUCGGACGAGUCCCCUCGCCCCCGGCUUUACCGCCUAUGGACCUACUGAUGGCCGGAAUAUCAGGUGGAUUCGGACGAGUCCCCUCGCCCCCGGCUUUACCGCCUAUGGACCUACUGAUGGCCGGAAUAUCAGGUGGAUUCGGACGAGUCCCCUCGCCCCCGGCUUUACCGCCUAUGGACCUACUGAUGGCCGGAAUAUCAGGUGGAUUCGGACGAGUCCCCUCGCCCCCGGCUUUACCGCCUAUGGACCUACUGAUGGCCGGAAUAUCAGGUGGAUUCGGACGACCUCAGCCAAACAUGGCUCUACAGUUAGCAGGACCAUCGGCUCUGUCAGUGCCUCAGCCCUCACUUUUGUCCCAUGGCCAUGGACAAGGCGGUGGUACUUUUAUGAGGAGCACUACUGCUUCCAACAAAAUGACGCACAAGACUAAGGUCACAAAGGGCGAUGAAAUGAUAGAAAAUGUGGCAGAGGCCAGCGAAACCGUUGGUACAAUAGAGGUUGGCCAUAUCCCUGAACCGCCACCACUCCCAACGCCAGAGCAGCUGAGGCGGCCAAGUCUUCCACCUGCGGCACCACAGCUUAACAUGGCGCUACAAAUGGCAGGACCUUCGGCUCUAGCAACCCCUCAGUACCCGCCUUCUUUGAUGUCUCCAGGCCAGGGACAAGGUGGUGGUACGUUUAUGAGGAGUACUACUGCUUCCAACAAAAUGACGCACAAGACUAGGGUCACAAAGGGAGAUGAAUCAGUAGAAAAUGUGGCAGAGGCCAGCGAGACCGUGGGUACAAUGGAAUUUGGCCAUAUCCCUGAGCCGCCACCGCUCCCAACCCCAGAGCAGCUGAGGCGCCCAAGUCUUUCACGAGCCACACCACACCUAAUGAUGCAUGGGGCAGGAUUCGAACGAGUCCCUUCGCCCCCGGCUUUGCCGCCUAUGGAGCUACUACUGUCCGGAAUAGCAGAUAUAUCCGGACGGGUUCCGUCUCCUCCUGCGCUGCCGUCGAUGGAGUUUCUGAUGUCUGAAAUCAGAUAUACAUCUAGACAAGUCCCCAAUCCUCCUGCUUUACCAACAAUGGAGUUUCUGAUGUCCGGAAUCUCAGGAUUCCCGGAGCGAGAUGCCUCCCAGGCGUCGCCGCGGCCACUUUUGGAUCUGGUCGGCUCCGGGGCCAUGCAGCCGGUACCAGAUCCAAACCGACAGUACACCGUCAUGUCAAUGUACGCCGCGCAGGAAUCCACCUUGUCUCAGAAGAGAACCGUCACCCAUCGUGACGAGGGCACAGAACACAGCACGGCAGAGGAGUUCAGCAUCGGGACAAAAGCAGCCGUGCUGCACACUAACAUCCCGGAACCCCCUCUACUGCCAAUGCUUAAGUAUUUUGUCCAAAAGCCUUAUGACCAUCCCCAGGACACAUUUGAACACCAGAUAACACAGACAGUAGACAGGUUCUUCCGUCGAAGGGAAUUGUCCAUAAAGCUCCAUCAGGACAAAGAGGAUGUCACAGAAUUUCUCCUCGGGCUCGAAGAAGACAAGUCACAGAUUUCGUCGGAGAAACUCGAGGAGGUGAGAGCAGAGGCAAAUGAAGAGCUUGCGACAAUCAACGCCAGUAUCUCCAAUCUGCUGAUGACGACAUCAUUAAGGAAUGUGGUCGAAAACUCAGGGUCCCAGUGCUCUGAAGAAUCACUAGAACCAGGCGUGGUAGUGUCGGCUGAUGACUACCAGACGGCUACAGAGUGGAUAAAAUCGGACAGUAAAUUGACCAUGAAUCUGGAACGCCCAUCCUUGCAUGAGCUGCAAGGGGCAGAACAACACCAACUCUCACUUUGUAACCACACUGACCACGGUGAAAGCGCUUGGUACCAGUGCGACAACAACUACCAGGUUGUGCAUGGGGAGGAUACCCCCUGCUGCAUGAUAGACCACGCCCACCACUGGACGUACGAGCCCACCAGAUUCAAGUGCGGGAGUUGCAACGAGCCCCUGCUUAUAAAAUACCAUAUAGAAACUGACAGUGAGGAUGACGACGAGAAGGACGAGGGGCAUAAAAAAGUCCCCGUGCCUAUAUGCAACACCAAAAAGCACGGCCAUGAGCAUACAUGGACGUACCGCACCAUAAGAAUGACAUGCAAACAAUGUCACGUGACGAUGGUGAUGAAAAUGCACCUAGAAAGUGACGACGAAGAUGAAGUACCCGUUGAGAGGUCGGUUCCAAUCCAUCAUAGGGCACCGCGGAAAGAUCCCCGCACCCACACCCGUAGGAUAAAGUCCCGUUCGGAAGACAGCGCCUCACAGAUUCCGCUGGUCCGGAAACCAAGUCAAACCAGCGAAAGGAAGUAUCCGUACAGACAGCCAGGCAAGAAAGCCUAUUCCAGCGGCAAAGAAAGGCCCUCACGGAGCCUGCCCAAACCAAAGAUUGUCGUGACUCCAGAGAUGCGGCCUCAGUCUGCGUCUGAGACGGAGUUGGCAUCAGGAAUGGCGAAGGAUCAGUCGUCCAAGACCCAGGGUCGGACUUCCCUGAAAAACGUGUACAUACAGACAGCAGGUGGUUCAACAAGUCCACCUGGAUCUGUGGCUGGAAAAACUGGCAAGCAGUCAGCGAAGGGCUCGGCUGAGCCCGCAGCUAAAACACAGAAGGACACUGUGAAGGGCGGCAAGGCGGGUAUGAGGCGCAAAGAGAAUUCCAAGAAAGUUUGGGAUGCCCUUGUUGGCGACGACAAUGAAAGUGGAAGCUCCAAGGCGCAAGCCACCCCGUCCAAGUAUGCUAAAAAGCCUGAUUCAGCAUCUAAGGAUGCUGCAGCAAAGAGGUCUGGUCCGAAAGCUUUCACUAAAAAGGACAUGUCAUCCAAAUUAAAGGGGUCACAAGAAGCAGGAGCCUCGGGCACUCCUAAGAAGGUCGUGGUAACGUCCAAGGACUUACCUUCUAAACCCACAAGUAAAGUAGCAAGUGCAUCGAGCACCACCAAAUCUUCACCACCUUCUAAGGAAGCAAAUCUUCCAGUCACAGGUCUGGACAGAUCUGGACAGACAAAAGAGUCCACACAAGACAAGAAAGAAAAGCCAAGUCUUGGGGCUUCACAAAAAGGAGCAAACGUGCCGAAAGCUGGACCGUCCGGAGACCAGACCGCAAAAUCAGCGCCUACGAAAAUCUCGCAAGCGACAAAAGGCGUAGAUGUUAAGGGGGAAACUCCCAUUAUGAGGACUACUGCACUGUCGCCAAGGCAUGCAGACAUGCAAUCAACGGACAAGAAGUCUCUCAAAGAAACAGCGCCUUUGCUCUCGAAAAUUCCACGACCGGUUCAAGACACGACUGUUAAACGAAAAGAUCCCACGAUGGGGACAACAGCAUUGUCACCAAGGCGCACAGGCAUACAGGCAACAGACAAACCUGUCAAACAGACCUCACUAUUGCCUACGAAGAUUCCGCAACCAUCUCAAGGCACUGCUGUUAGGCGGAAAGUUCCCACGAUGGGGACAGAAGCAUUGUCACCAAGGUGCACAGACAUACAGGCAACAGACAAAUCUGUCAAACAGACCUCACUAUCCCCGAUGAAGAUUCAACAACCGUCUAAAGACACUACUGUUAAGCGGAACACCCCCGUGAUGGACAGGACUCCAGUGUCACAAAGGCACACAGGAGCGUCUCAAGGAGUCCCAGCCAAAUCUGAGCCCAUGAAGACUGUACAGUCAGCCAAGGACUCUGCCGACAGGCCAAGGACUCCCCGUAUGGAGUCGACUGCACAGACGGCUGGACCGCCAAUGGUCCAGACCAGACCUACAGCAGAACCUCCAAACGCUGAACAAUCCUCCGAGCCAGACACUCCUGAGCAUCAGCGUCCAUACGGCUGGGUGUCGUCGGGGAUAAAGAAGUAUAAUGAUGUGGAAAGGGCACGGCUGGAUGCGGAGGUUAACCACUACUGGGGUACCAAGUUCUCCAGAGAUAGGGAAAAGCCAUGGUGGAAUAUUGAGGAUCCAGAAGAACGUGAGAGAGCACGGCUUCGCCAGGACCGGUCUCAGACAAACAUCCGGCGGGCCGAAUCGUCAGGCAGGGAGCCCGGUGCAACCUCUGCCUCCUACAAGCCACCUGACAUCGAGAAACAAGUGACCUAUGAUGUCGACCGAUCACCGGCGAUGUUACCCGGUCACUUCGGGGCGUCAACAGGCGUCCGGUCCAGACCGAGCAUGCCGGGCACGGGCUUAGUACCGAAGAAACUGGACAUGGAAGUCUUCGACUCGUCAGAAGACAGCGAAGAUGAGGUAGACUUGGACAAACCCGUCUCAGCGGAGGAUCUGAAAGAUGACAAGUAUUGGCAAGCCUUGGAGAAGAAGGCGUACACCAUGGUGAAGAAAAGUAUGGAACAACUGGAGACUGUAGAGGAGGGCUCUGCCGAGGACGAGACACCAGUGCAGGAAGCUUCUUCCACAGUGAAGAAACCUUCCAAGUUCUCUGAAAUGUUCCAGUCAAGGAAAGAAAAGGAGAGGAAAAGAGAGAGAGAGGCCAGAGAAAGGGCCAUGGAGGAAGCGAGAAAGGUGGAAGAGACGUUCCCGCACAAGUCAGACACCCCGACCGAAAAACCGUUCUAUGGUCCACCGCUUCCCCCGGAGAUGCAGAAAAAUACUCCGGAGAAGAAGAAAAAGGACUUGACAAAAAAUGGACACCAGGGAAAGCCUACGCUGGCUGCUAGUAAAGCAAAAGAGGAAGAACCAACCAAAUCUGAGCCCAUGAAGACUGUACAGUCAGCCAAGGACUAUGCCGACAGGCCAAGGACUCCCCGUAUGGAGUCGACUACACAGACGGCUGGACCGCCAAUGGUCCAGACCAGACCUACAGCAGAACCUCCAAACGCUGAACAAUCCUCCGAGCCAGACACUCCUGAGCAUCGGCGUCCAUACGGCUGGGUGUCAUCGGGGAUAAAGAAGUAUAAUGAUGACCAAAGGGCACGGCUGGAUGCGGAGGUUAACUACUACUGGGGUACCAAGUUCUCCAGAGAUCGUGAAAAGCCAUGGUGGAAUAUUGAGGAUCCAGAAGAACGUGAGAGAGCACGGCUUCGCCAGGACCGGUCUCAGACAAACAUCCGGCAGACCGGAUCGUCAGGCAGGGAGCCCGGUGCAACCUCUGCCUCCUACAAUCCACCUUGCUUCGAGAAACAAGUGACCUAUGAUGUCGACCGAUCACCGGCGAUGUUACCCGGUCACUUCGGGGCGUCAACGGGCGUUCGGUCCAGACCGAGCAUGCCGGACACGGGCUUAGUACCGAAGAAACUAGACAUGGAAGUCUUUGACUCGUCAGAAGACAGCGAAGAUGAGAUAGACUUGGACAAACCCGUCUCAGCGGAGGAUCUGAAAGAUGACGAGUAUUGGCAAGCCUUGGAGAAGAAGGCGUACGCCAUGGUGAAGAAAAGUAUGGAACAACUGGAGACUGUAGAGGAGGGCUCUGCCAAGGACGAGACACCAGUGCAGGAAGCUUCUUCCACAGUGAAGAAACCUUCCAAGUUCUCUGAAAUGUUCCAGUCAAGGAAAGAUAAGGAGAGGAAAAGAGAGAGAGAGGCCAGAGAAAGGGCCAUGGAGGAGGCAGGAAAGGGGGAAGAGACGUUCCCGCACAAGUCAGACCCCCCGACCGCAAAACCGUUCUAUGGUCCACCGCUUCCCCCAGAGAUGCAGAAAAAUACUCCGGAGAAGAAGAAAAAGGACUUGACAAGCCAUGGGCACCAGGGGAGGCCUACGCUGGCUGCUAGUAAAGCAAAAGAAGAAGAACCAAGCACUUCUAAGAAAUCUGGCGGCACACUCACCCCAACUAAGCUUGUCCGCAAAAUGAAGGUUGGCGUCAAUAAGGUCAAAAAUUCGAUUGAAUCUAAGCUAUCAGGAGAAGAGAGCGACUCAAUGUCGAAUGAUUUGUCGACAUAAAUAUAUUAUUGGCGUGGCAAAAAAAUCUAUGUGUUUGUUACUCACGUUUGAUGUUUGGAAUAGAAUAUCAGAAACACAUUGAACAUAAAAAAAUGAAAGCGAUGCAUACUUGAAGCCACGAUGAAAAAGGAAAAUGAAGGAAUCAAGUGCAUCUUAGGUCGCAAAGACCUUAUAGCAACUGCGCAGCAAGGGGACCCAAUUUAAGCAGUUUCUGUUAAGUCAAAUAACAAUUGGUUGCCAGGCAUAGAUAUAUGCAUGUACGAUGGUAGUAUCUAGUGUUGUAAAGCUGUGUAUGCAUUGGUCACACAUGCUGUCAGUGUGAGAAUUUCUUAUAUCGGCAUUGAAAGGAAAUGUACUAAGCACCGUUGUAAGUUGUAAAUUGUAUGUGACUGACAAAAAUGAUACUAAUGUUAACGUCUCUGCAACAGCAUCAAUGUCAAUACACAACUUUAAAUGGAUUUUAUGCUACAUAGCUUCCUUCAUGAAUGUAAAAUACUUGAGUCCACUACACCAUGACUGAAGAUAGUGUGUGUAUACAAUUCAUGUAUAUAUGUACAAUAUAUGUGUGUCUGUCUUUGUAAAUUGUAAAAAAAAAAGAGACAAAUGUGUUAUCAAGAAUAAACAUUCACGCCAAUUUA